CCACAGCCCCUCGUUUCCAUAAGUACAUACAACUUCCACUUAUAGCCGCACAUCUGGCAUAGCUGACUCGUACAUCAGGCUCGCAGUUUACGAUCUAUAUGCUUCUUAUUGGAGGAUAUCUUCAAAGCAUUUACUAGUUGCUACUGCUUCAGUGGCGCUGACAAUCACUAAGUACUUAACUACCUGCUGGGUUUGACCGCUGCCUAGAUUGUGGUCAGCCGCAAAGCAAACGGCAGAUAACUGACUCGACUCACGGCCUAAUAUAAAGCGCUUCCUUGAUUUUUUACAUUCAAUCGAUACGUGUUUUUUCAGUUCAACAGAAGAGAAGAGAAAAUGAGUAAAAGAGAUCUCAACAUGCCCCGUCUCCCACCGCGAGGCGUUCAUCGCUUCCCGACUCAACAGCCCGAACCGCCCGAGAAGCAGGAAGCUGAGUCAGAGUCAGAGUCAGAGCAGGAAACAGAGUCAGAUCUGGAAACCGAGUCAGAGCAGGGAACCGAGUCAGAGCAGGAAGCAGAGUCAGAACCGGAAAUCUUCUAUCCCAGUCUUCGCGAUGCCAUAGAAGUCCGCGGGAUUUUACGGCUAGGACUUGUCCCUGAAGGUCUCCCUACCGAGAUUGUCGAUCUUAUCAUCGAUACAGCCGAGUACUGGCCGUCCGUCGAGGCGAAGCUAUCAGGUCCAACUAUCGUGCGUCAAGAUGCUGAUCGGGAGCUUUUGAGAACGCCCCCUUUGUGCUUAGAGAAACAGGAAGACUCAGCAUCACCAAAAAUACUUCCGCACCGAGGAUCGCAUCCAUGUCGCAAGAUUAUCUUCAACAUCUGGUCCCAGGACCAAGGUUGGGGCGGUGGCCCACGGAACCGGAAUUCCAGAUAUGACGGAUCUUAUUCUUGGUUCGAUGCUUUUAUCAUCUCCGCGGACAGUGCAGAAAGAGAAUCAUCAGAAGAAAGACCCCUUGAAGCUCGCAUAAAACCCGGCGAGCCAUAUUUCAUCCCCACUGGCAAUAAACUACAGUCUAAUGUGGUUGCCAGGGACGAGGUGGAGCACCAUCACAUCGUGUGGCAUCAUGAAGAUUCAACCCACGCGGAUUCGCCUGAGGCGUGGGAUACGGAGCUCUUUCAGGGACGCGGACGAGGUACUCUUGAUGGCAGUGCGGUGAGGGAGAUGAAGAUUGGCGAUUCAGUGUCCGUAUGGGCUAGGGCACGAUUUCCUGGAUGGUCGAACCAUGUGGAAAGGCUUUCAGUCAGAGUUUAUUGGUCUGUGUAGAUAUUCGGAUAUGUGAAAAUACCCGAGACACCCAGGAUUAAUUUCAUGAGGCUGUAGUCUCUUUUUGUCUUGACUCCUUCAUACUAUUCUAGCAUAUCAAACAUCAUCAGGAAUAACCAACUCACUUGUGACAAAAUAGAGUAGAAUAAGAAUCAACUAUCAUGCUGUAGUUCAUCUUAGA
Messenger RNA from Paecilomyces variotii, 1441 nucleotides. RefSeq lists its product as hypothetical. The transcript is spliced from 2 exons. The coding region runs from base 334 to 1260 and encodes 308 amino acids. Lineage: Eukaryota; Fungi; Ascomycota; Eurotiomycetes; Eurotiales; Thermoascaceae. The record is from RefSeq and is a predicted model, not a curated record.